Molecule: messenger RNA, 711 nt
Organism: Gavialis gangeticus (Gharial)
Lineage: Eukaryota; Metazoa; Chordata; Crocodylia; Gavialidae
Product: ly6/PLAUR domain-containing protein 2-like
Exons: 3
Coding region: 16-405 (129 amino acids)
Molecular function (GO): acetylcholine receptor inhibitor activity
Source: RefSeq, a predicted model, not a curated record
AGGGUCCUGCUGAGGAUGAAGGCCUUUCUGGUUGUUCUGGUGGUUGUAUCUGCAUGUGUACAGCCUGCCAGGUCCCUGCAAUGCUACACCUGCAGAGCACCGACGGAUAUUCGUAGAUGCACCAGGAUUGCCACUUGCAGACCGAAUGAGAAUGCGUGCAGGACAACAGAGCUGUCCGUGGACUCAGGUUAUCCAUUUUUUGGGAACAUCACCAUUACCAGAGGCUGUUCUUCAAGGUGCGUGCCAUCCUCUCCCUGGGGAAUUGGAGAAAAGCACCCCGUUUCCUGCUGCUACACUGACCUCUGCAACUCCAACCCUAAUGGGGUUGUGGGGCUGAAAGCCAACCACGCCACGCUGGGGAUUACAGCUGCUGUCCUCUGCAUCCUCGUCAAGGCCUCCCUGUAAUGCGGUCUCCCAGUGCUCAGACAGGAACCUGCCGGACUGAGCAGCUCCGGCGCGUGGAAUAUUUAGGCACCCGUGGGAAUAAGCUGCUUUUGUUAACCACGGUUUGAUCUGUGGCACUGAACCUGAAAGGACCUGGGAGGACCCAGAUGCUGAACCCUGCAGCAAUAUUUUGCUAGGCCGGACACGGGUGGGCUGCAUCCUACCACUUCGGCCCUGCAGGUAUGGGAGCUCAGGGAGGGCCAGGCUAUCUGGGGGUGUGGGGGAGGAGGGUUGUUCUCUCUGCUGCUCUGCUUUGGGGCUGUAGCA